This is a messenger RNA of Perognathus longimembris pacificus (Pacific pocket mouse), 2215 nucleotides long. It is a transcript of the gene Insc, whose product is annotated as INSC spindle orientation adaptor protein. Gene Ontology annotation, molecular function: cytoskeletal adaptor activity; protein binding. The record is from RefSeq and is a predicted model, not a curated record. The coding region runs from base 211 to 1809 and encodes 532 amino acids. The transcript has 12 exons. Lineage: Eukaryota; Metazoa; Chordata; Mammalia; Rodentia; Heteromyidae. Gene Ontology annotation, biological process: asymmetric cell division; establishment of mitotic spindle orientation; regulation of asymmetric cell division. Gene Ontology annotation, cellular component: apical cortex.
AUUUAUGUGAGGACUUCAGAGUAUACGUUGAUUCAAAAGAAGAGGAACAUUAGGAGACCUUUCCUGCACACCUGCCUUGCUUCCUUCUGGACAAAAUCUGAGAGAGAAAGCAAUGUACCUUCUCUCUGUGUGUCCUCAUUGACCCAUCCCACCCUGUGUUUUCAGGGUCCUGACCGCUGUGGGCAGGCCUUGCUGCAGAUUGGGAUCAACAUGAUGGCAUUGCCUGGAGGCCGCCACUUGGACCCUACACCUCUGCCAGGGCAGCGGCUGUGCCUAAUGCAGGUAGACUCAGUCCAGCGCUGGAUGGAGGACCUGAAGCUCAUGACUGAGUGUGAAUGCAUGUGCAUCCUGCAAGCUAAGCCCAUCAGCCUGGAGGAGGAUGCGCAGAGUGAUCUCAUUCUGGCAGGAGGUCCAGGGCUUGGGGACCCCCUGCAGCUGCUGCUCAAGCGGGGCUGGGUCAUCAGCACGGAGCUGCGCAGGAUCGGCCAGAAGCUGGCACAGGACCGCUGGGCACGUGUGCACAGCAUGAGUGUGCGGCUGACUUGCCACGCCCGCUCCAUGGUCAGCGAGUACAGCACUGUCAGCCGGAGCGCCUCGAAGGAAAUGGGCCAGGUGGAGAAGUUGCUAAUGGAGAAGUGCUCAGAGCUCUCUGCAGUCACUGAGAGGUGCCUGCAGGUGGAGAACGAGCACGUCUUGAAGUCAAUGAAGGCCUGUGUGAGCGAGACCCUGAGCACACUAGGGCAGCACUUUGGCCAGCUGCUGGAGCUGGCCCUGACCCGGGAGGUGCAGGCACUGGUGAGAAAAAUUGAUGCCUCGGACAAUAUCUACACCACUGAGUCUACCACAGGGAACCUGUUCAGCCUGACCCAGGAGGGGGCUCCAUUGUGUCGCAUCAUAGCCAAGGAAGGUGGCGUUGUAGCACUCUUUAAGGUCUGCCGACAGGACAGCUUCCGGUCCUUGUAUCCCCAGGCACUUCGCACACUGGCCUCCAUCUGCUGCGUGGAAGAGGGUGUUCACCAGCUGGAGAAGGUGGACGGUGUUCUGUGCUUAGCUGACAUUCUGACUGAUGACAGCCACUCAGAGGCCACUCGGGCUGAGGCUGCAGCUGUGGUGGCCCAAGUCACCUCCCCACACCUGGCGUUUACUCAGCACCUCAGUAGCUUCCUGGAGAGCAUGGAGGAGAUUGUGACCGCACUUGUCAAAUUGUGCCAAGAGGCCUCAUCUGGAGAAGUCUUCCUGCUGGCCUCUGCAGCCCUUGCUAACAUCACCUUCUUUGACACAAUGGCCUGUGAGGUGCUUCUGCAGCUGAACGCCAUUCGCGUUCUCUUGGAAGCUUGCAGUGACAAGCAGAGGGUGGACACACCUUAUACCCGGGAUCAGAUUGUGACUAUCUUAGCAAACAUGUCUGUUCUGGAUCAGUGUGCCUCAGAUAUCAUCCAGGAGAACGGAGUCCAGCUCAUCAUGGGUAUGCUCUCUGAGAAACCAAGGUCUGGAACCCCAGCUGAAGUGGCAGCUUGUGAGAGAGUCCAGCAGAAAGCGGCAGUCACCCUGGCUCGUCUCAGCCGAGACCCAGAUGUGGCCCGGGAAGCCGUGCGUCUCAGCUGUAUGUCCCGUCUCAUUGAGCUCUGCAGAUCCCCGUCAGAGCGGAACAGCAGUGACGCCGUGCUUGUGGCCUGCCUGGCUGCUCUGCGGAGACUGGCUGGGGUCUGCCCCGAAGGCCUCCAGGACUCUGACUUCCAGCAGUUGGUCCAGCCUCGGCUUGUGGACUCCUUCUUACUCUGCAGCAACAUGGAGGAGAGUUUUGUGUAGUGAGUGUGGGAUAGGAAAGGCGCUCCACCCGCUGUAUUCAGGUCCCCUCUCAGCAUACACCUGUACACACCUUUGAACUCACAAGGCUCCUUAUUUAUAUGUAACUUAUUUUUUACACAAGAAGAGAAAUCCUCUGUCACCAUCAUGACAGAGUAGGUGGUCUUUGGGAAUUUUUUCUGUUUCUUUUUUUGACUUCUGUGGCUUUUCAGUUGCAGAUGUUGAAACGCAUAAUAGCUAAUAUGACAGAUUGUCAUGGGUGAUUUCACUUCAUCUUGUUUUCUCUGCUCUCACUGUAUAAUCUUGCCGGGUGUUUUAAGCUUUUCAGCCAGUGUAUUUUAACUGCCCAGCAUUUUUUAAGUUAGAUUUGUUUUUUUUUCAAGUACUUAAAAUAAAUUUCACAGUUGGA